Messenger RNA from Closterium sp. Naga37s-1, 169 nucleotides. Lineage: Eukaryota; Viridiplantae; Streptophyta; Zygnematophyceae; Desmidiales; Closteriaceae. The record is from the annotation of a GenBank genome assembly.
UGGUGGCGCUGGUGGCGCGGACGGGGUGGGAAGCGGCGGUGCUGUGCUCCGAGUGGACGGUCGUCACGUGCGACAACAGAGGCAUGGUCACCAACAUCGACAUCAGCAACAACCAGUUUAGCGGCCCUCUGCCUGAGUCCAUGACCCUCCUCAUCUUCCUGGAAGUCCU